AUGGCGACGGUUAAGCUAAACAAGCAAGUCUCCGAGAAGGUCAGAGAGCUCAACGCACUGGGCACGUUUUUGACUGAUGUUCGACUCGGAGCCGUUGCCCGCAAGCUCUCGGAACUACCCAUGGCGAAGGCCUUGGAGGUUCUCCAAAGUGUGGUAGAUGCAGCUGAAGGGGGAGAUGAAUCAGCACAGCAAGAUCCCACUAUGGCUGUCAUCGAGGCGACCAAGAAAGCUCAGAAGGAAGAUCAAGAGCAAGAAGUGGAGAUUGAAGCCGAACCAGUGCCCGAGCCAGAAGAUCCCCCACAGCAGGAGUCACAAGAUGGGAAAUGGAAUCAGGAAUCAGGUGGCUGGAACGACAAGAAGUGGGGUGAGAAAACAGAGGAGGGCGAGGACUGGAACAAGGAGGACUGGAAAGAUGAUGGCGAUGUUCCAGACCUCACAGAGUCGGUCCGUAAUCGCGUUCUGAAAUUGAACGCGUCUGGUAAGCUCUGCUCUGAGAUUGACCUGGACAAGAUUGGAAGUGGUCUUGCCAAACUGUCUGAGCCAAUCGCACUACAGCUCUUGAAGGCCUCGUAG
Molecule: messenger RNA, 573 nt
Organism: Durusdinium trenchii
Lineage: Eukaryota; Dinophyceae; Suessiales; Symbiodiniaceae
Source: the annotation of a GenBank genome assembly